CGAACGCCGGCGCGUCCCUCCGCUCGGCGCUAGCCCGCUGCUUCCCCCACGCACCCCGCACCGAGCCCGCGCUUGGUACGGCCCGCGCCGCCUCCUCGGCUCGUGAGGGAGGCUCGACCCCCUCCCGGGCCGCGGCUCUUGGUGCCGCCCAGGAGAACCAGGUCAUCGGCCGGUUCCCGUGAAAACAAAAACAAUCGGUGGCGCCGCCGGGGGGCAGCCGAACGCGGCGAGCCAGGGGGCUCGGGGCGGGACGCGGCGCCGGGUGGGGCGGGCGAGAGAGCGCGAGCGGCGGGGCCGGGGCGCCAUGGGGCGGGCGGGCAAGCGCUACGCGGGGCUACCCCGACGCCGCUGCUAGCGCGCCCGCCUUACCUUAGCCUCCCGCGCCGCCCGCCGCCUUGGGGGACGAGGAGCAGGACGCGGCCUCGGUGGGGCCCGGGCCGAAUCGCUGCGGACCAUCGAGCGCCGGGGAACCGAGCGCGGCGGUCUCCGGCAUGGAUCAGUGCGUGACGGUGGAGCGCGAGCUGGAGAAGGUGUUGCACAAGUUCUCGGGCUACGGGCAGCUGUGCGAGCGCGGCCUGGAGGAGCUCAUCGACUACACCGGCGGCCUCAAGCACGAGAUCCUGCAGAGCCACGGUCAAGAUGCCGAAUUAUCAGGGACACUUUCACUUGUUUUGACACAGUGCUGCAAAAGAAUAAAGGACACUGUUCAAAAGUUGGCCUCUGACCACAAAGACAUCCAUAGCAGUGUUUCUCGAGUUGGAAAAGCCAUUGAUAAGAAUUUUGACUCUGACAUUAGCAGUGUGGGAAUAGAUGGCUGCUGGCAGGCGGAUAGCCAGCGACUUCUCAACGAGGUGAUGGUGGAACACUUCUUCCGACAAGGAAUGCUGGAUGUAGCUGAGGAGCUCUGCCAGGAAUCUGGACUGUCUGUGGAUCCAAGUCAAAAAGAACCAUUUGUGGAGUUAAAUCGAAUAUUAGAAGCAUUAAAAGUCAGAGUUCUGAGACCUGCUCUUGAGUGGGCAGUAUCCAACCGAGAAAUGCUCAUAGCCCAGAACAGCUCCUUGGAAUUUAAGCUACACCGACUGUACUUUAUUAGCUUGUUAAUGGGUGGAACUACAAAUCAGCGAGAAGCCUUACAGUAUGCGAAAAAUUUCCAGCCAUUUGCUCUAAAUCAUCAAAAAGACAUUCAGGUAUUGAUGGGAAGCCUCGUGUACCUGAGACAAGGGAUUGAGAAUUCACCAUAUGUUCACCUACUUGAUGCAAAUCAGUGGGCUGACAUCUGUGACAUCUUUACACGGGAUGCUUGUGCCCUCCUGGGGCUCUCUGUGGAGUCUCCUCUCAGUGUCAGUUUCUCAGCAGGCUGUGUGGCGCUGCCUGCGCUAAUUAACAUCAAAGCUGUGAUUGAGCAGAGACAGUGCACUGGAGUCUGGAACCAGAAAGACGAAUUACCUAUUGAAGUGGACCUUGGUAAAAAGUGCUGGUAUCACUCCAUAUUUGCCUGCCCCAUUCUUCGUCAGCAAACAACAGAUAACAAUCCACCCAUGAAAUUGGUUUGUGGUCAUAUUAUAUCAAGAGAUGCCCUGAAUAAAAUGUUUAAUGGUAGCAAAUUAAAAUGUCCAUAUUGCCCAAUGGAACAAAGUCCAGGAGAUGCCAAACAGAUAUUUUUCUGAAGAAAUGAGUUUGUUUGCAAUUUGUAAGUGAAACUGAAUUAUGGGUACAUUCGAGACGAGCGAUCCAUUGACUGCAGCUAUCCAAGGACUGCCGGGUUUAUAAGUUGUGCUCCAGAAGCUACUGACACGCUAGUGUGCACGAGGGUGUGCUCCAGAUGGUGUUCCAUAGGGCUUUUAUCACUCUUGGUCUCCGUUUCUGAUCAAGUAAACACACCAGCAGUUGCCAUUCAGUGCAGGUUUUGUACUUACUAUAUGGUGAUUUUGUUACUUAAAAGCAGAAACAGAAGUUGACCUUCCUGACUUGUGUUUAAUAUUCCUGCUUUUACUUCUGUCAUUUUCUUGAUAAUUGUAAGCUUGAGCGUGUUUGUGGAAGAACUUUUUUUCUUGUUAUAUAUACAUAAUUAAAUGAAAAUUCUUUAUAGGAGUUUGACAAAGUGAAUUGUGGUUAUACAACGAAUUUGCUUUUUUGUUUCAUCUUUCUUUUUGGCUUAAGGAAGAAAGCUGUGAUAAAUUCCAGAUUUGUGUUGCUUUUUGAUGUUUUUCUCUGCUCUAGCUCUUGCUUCAAAGUCAGCACGCUUGCAUUUGAGUUCUGUCUGUAGCCCCAGCAGGCUUCCUAUUUAAAAUCCCAUCAUGAAUUUAGCCGGCAGAUGUGAGAAUGAAAGGGAUAUUACUGGUUCUUUGCUUUUAUUACCAAGAGGUGCUUUUUAAAAAGUAUAUUUAAUAAAUGGAAUUCUGAAGUAAGGGUGUUACUAAGUUGAUACAUGGUCUCUCGGUCUUAGCACCCUGUCCUUUGAAGUCUGCCUUCAAGUCUUGGCUGGGUAUCACAUUAGUUUUUCUCACAGACACACAGUGUUGUGCAUGUGGCUAUAAAUAUGUACACCAGCAUCAAACAUUGUAUAUGUGGAAGGGAAAAAGCAUGUUCCAGUUCUAAAUGCAGUUGCCAGACUCAUCACUUCAGGUCAUUAAGGGUAGACGCUAGCACCUUCUGUACUGCGGCCACAUUGUUCUGUGUUGGAUUAGAUAUUGUUCACCCCUCUAUCCUGCAGCGUCUUCUUGAGUUGACUGUGGACCUGUAUAGUAAUCAAAUGGCUACAGAUAAUGUUUUUUCUUUUGUGAGGUGUCUUCAUUUAAUGCACUUCCCAGAAAGAGUCUUGCAUAAGAGUUAUUCUCUGUAUGAAGAACUACAUGGCAAAGACGUCUGUGGACAUAAUCUGACUUAAACCCAUGAAAUACUUCACCUUGAGAAGAGUGCUGUGUGAAAGUCACCAGAUAGUCCACAACUUCGUUUCAUCUGACAUAGAUCUGAACAUCAGCAUAGGAGUACUUUCAUGAGAAAAUGAGGAAGUUGUAAACACUGAAGCAAAGAGAAACGUGACUCUUCCUAUAUUAAAUACAGAUGGACUUGGUUUAAGGGAACGGGGAUAACAGCUUUGGUGCUAAGUUAAUUAGAAAUUGCUGGCAUUCACACUGGUGUACUAGCCUGGUUUGCUGAAAUGUUUACCUGGGGGAGCUGGCAUUUGCUUGUGAAGGGAAAGAAUAAUACUCAGAAAAGCCCUGUGGAAUGACCAUGUGGUCAGUUUCAUGGUGAUGGCUCCUGUGUGCUGUUUUGGUUAGCCGGGAUCAUGAUUGGCCCAGCUCAGAGUGCAUGCUUUGUUCAAACUCAGCCUGGUUCACAUGACUUCUGCUUUAUUGUGGGAUGCUCUGUAAAGUUCCCCAUAUCCCAUGAAGCAGUGAAAGAGGAGCAGAGAUGCCUCUGAACUGCAGGAGAAAAGGCAGAGUGCCAGGCAGUAUCCUGUUGAGGGUGUAAACUCGUUUACUAUAGAUAAGUUUUCCUUUGAAUUAAAUUCUAGAGUGUCAGGCUUUUUUAAAAAAAAUAAAUAAAUAAAAUAAAUAAAUAACUGUUAUUCCUAAGCCAAAUUUAGUUUUUAGGGUUUUUUCCCCCCAUAACUUAUUCUUACCUUCCAACUUCAAACAUCUAUAUGACAUUUAGACUUCACAUAAAGUUUGUGUGAUACAGACGUGUUCUUGAGGCUGGUGGCAAAUCCUUUUUGGAAGCAAGACCCUCAAAUAGUUGGCUCAGGCCAUUUUAAGGACAGAGGCUCUGCCUGGUCCUCCUGGUGCUGUGAGCCACAUUGGCAGUUUCUUGUGAAGCUCGUGAAACUUUAAAGAAUGACGUUUUACCAUGAAAAUUAGGUUCUAGGCUCUUCUUUACCUGAGUGAACUUUUAAUCUGUGAGAGACUGACUGCAGCAGAGGUGGAUUUGAAGAAGCCAGACCUUGACCAAAGAUGCUGACGUACAACAUUAGGACCUUUCUACUCUAGAACCUCCUUCACAGUGGUGUGAGACCAUGCCAUCACUGAUGCCGUGCUCAUGCCAGCAUGCAGGAGGAUGCCAUCUGUCUCUUUCAGCCUCUUACUAGAGAAGGUUAUGCUAGAGGCAACGAUUGCCAGUCACAUGGCUAACAGGCAUUGGAAACAGCCGUAGCUUCUUUAAGAGCCAUUUCCUUUCCCAGUAGUGGACCAAGGCCGCCAUGGGACUCUGCUGAACCAAUAAAACCGUACUAGCAAAUGUUUAGAUUCUGGUGUAGCCAGAGCUUCUCCGCAGUGGCUGAAGUUGUUGUUUCCUCUUCUCUUUUGUGUGAUCAUCACAGAUGCCAUUUCUGUUCAGUGAUGAUUAUAGAGACUUUUAAUACAUAAAUGAACGGGUAUUGGUGCCUCUUUAUUUUUAAAAAAUUGAAGAAAAAGAGCCACCUCAUAUUCAGAGAGUAUGUGUUUUGUGAGUGUGUGAGCAUUUAAUUGAAAAUAAGUAAGGAAGUAAAUUUUUCGUUUUACUUUUUCCACAGCAGCUAAUGUGUAGGGAGACAUUAAACCCACACCAAAUCAUGUGGGGAUGGGGAUCCCCCAGUCGUCCUCUCCAAGUAACCAGUCCCAUAGACUGUGCAGCUCAGAUUCCUUAUUUUUAUGCUAUGUACUGUUUCCACCUCAGUGAUGGCAGCCUUUAGGACAGUGUCAAAAGCCAAGAGCUCUUGGAUUAUCUGCACAAUUCUAGCUGCUGGUGGACCACACAAGCCCUCUAUUUUCCCAGCCCAACCUCUCAUUAAGUAGACUGACAACAAUGCUGUCCGUCUCUUUAGUCCGCCGACUCAGGUUAUCUUCAGGGAAGGUAUGGAGAUGUGGCUUGUUCAGUUCAUCUCUAGGAUGUGUAUGGUGAAGACAAACCAAAUACUUUUCACCAUUGAACUGUCUGUACAUUAUCUUACAAUAGAAUACUGUGGUCUUGGGGAAUACAGAGAGGGAAUAUGUAGCAAGGAUCACAUACAAAACUUGGUGUUUCAUAAGCCUGCAGCUGACAGGUUAUAUGUGGUACUGCAGUGUUCACCAUAAGCAGGUACAAGCUUCAUUAACUUUCCAUUCUGAAUUACAAUUGAGUAGAUACCAAAAACAGAGUGGCAAAUGUAUUUUAUUUUAGUAGCGGACGAGGCAGUUAGUUUUAGGGUGAGUUUUCCGCUGUUGAUUUUACUUCGAGAUGUAGCAAGAGAAAUUUUUUUAAGGCAUUUUUAAGCUGUAGCAGGCAUAUGCUUCAUUUAUUUCCAAAGAGGAAAAAGCAGCUAGACUCCUAGCAUGUGCUUCGCUCCAUGGUAUGGCUGGAUACCUACACUUUGUAGUAGCCGACUGAAGCCACUCCCAGCCAGGCAGGUGUGAGCUUCUGUAGGGUUUAGUGCCUGAACAUUUCUUUUGGGAAGGGGCUGGAGUGAAUGUCCUGGGAUGGGAGGGAAGCAGAAGGACACAGGAGUGCGAAUGAGUGUGCAUGUGUGGAAAUUCCCCAUCACCCUGAAAGCUAGCAAGCAACCGCUGCUGGCCCUGUUUCAUUCAUGACCGCAGCGCGCAUGCCCUUCACCACGUUUUCUAACUCACACUAAGAACUCAUCAGAUCAUCUUGCUCAGAUGGCUCAGGAUUGUAUUUCUUUGGCUUACCCCGUGCUCCUGGGUUCUAUAGUGUUUCUAUAAUUAUGAAUAGUGUUGCACUGUAAUCUAUCAUAUAGAGCUAUAUGUAUGGAAAUUUUUGAUCAGUUUUUUAAGAGAUGUAUCCUGUUUGCAAAGGCACAAUAAAAUUGCAUCUUCUAGAUUAUAGGCAAUAAAGGUAACAAUAAACCUUACUUAAAUCAUACUGAUACUCUCUGCUCAUUUUAUUUUGGGGGGGAAAGUUAACAUAUCCAGUAGUUUCAGGGAUCUCAUUUUAACUUAAAAAAUCUGAUAUAUUUAAUUUAUAAAUUUCGGACUGAUACAUUAGAGUUUGGAAAACUAUAAGAAAUGCUUUGUUAUUGUGUGUAUUCCUAUGUAAAACAUAUGGCUUCUCCUGUGUAUAUUUUUUAAGAUUAAAGAAUUGCACAUU
Chionomys nivalis (European snow vole) is the source of this 6060-nucleotide messenger RNA. It is a transcript of the gene Rmnd5a, whose product is annotated as required for meiotic nuclear division 5 homolog A. Gene Ontology annotation, biological process: proteasome-mediated ubiquitin-dependent protein catabolic process. The transcript has 9 exons. Gene Ontology annotation, cellular component: cytoplasm; nucleus; GID complex. NCBI's taxonomy places the organism in Eukaryota, Metazoa, Chordata, Mammalia, Rodentia, Cricetidae. Gene Ontology annotation, molecular function: protein binding; ubiquitin protein ligase activity. The coding region runs from base 492 to 1667 and encodes 391 amino acids. The record is from RefSeq and is a predicted model, not a curated record.